Messenger RNA from Leptinotarsa decemlineata (Colorado potato beetle), 2359 nucleotides. RefSeq lists its product as uncharacterized. The record is from RefSeq and is a predicted model, not a curated record. NCBI's taxonomy places the organism in Eukaryota, Metazoa, Arthropoda, Insecta, Coleoptera, Chrysomelidae. Gene Ontology annotation, molecular function: oxidoreductase activity, acting on CH-OH group of donors; flavin adenine dinucleotide binding.
GUAAAAAUGCCGUUAUUGCCUCGAUGUGAAGUUCAACUUUUGUUUUCGUCUUUUUAGUGCCUUCAGUAUCAGAUCGAUCGGUAGAUAGCCGUUAUAAGAACCUUUGGUAACGACCGAUAUCUCAUUUUUGAUUACAAUUCUUACGAGUGUGUGUAAACUUGAACAUCAAACGUGAGCUGCUUGCUUACCAAUUCAUGAAUCAUUGUUGAAUUAUUGGUAACUAUUUUUGUUACACUUUAGAAAUGUUCGUAUUGGUAAAGAAACUGAUUUGUGUAUCACUGAUUCUAACAACUUUAUCCCGUCUCACCGAUGGAGAUGGAGAAAAACGCUCGACAAGAAGAGGAAAACUGUUUUUUCCAGUCACCUAUCAACCUCACAGGGAUGAUAGUAUUUAUGGAGAUCCCAUCAUGGCCGAAAAUGAAAACUUCGACUUCAUUGUUAUCGGAUCCGGACCCUCCGGGUCAGUGAUCGCGAAUAGAUUAACAGAAAUUCCGGAAUGGAGAGUACUCCUGCUAGAAGUGGGCGGUGAAGCCCAUCCGUUGAGUGACAUACCUUUUCUGGCAGGAUCUUUCCAAUUCACUGAUUACAAUUGGGGCUACACCACGGAACCGCAAAAAGGAAACCUUUCGUGCUGGGGUUGUCCGCAGAACCGGAUGUGGUGGCCUCAUGGCAGAGUUCUUGGCGGUAGUACGGUCACAAACUAUAUGAUCCAUGUACGUGGUAACCCUCUGGAUUACGACAAAUGGGAGAAAAUGGGCAAUCCAGGAUGGUCAUAUAAAGAAGUAUUGCCUUACUUCAAAAAAUCGGAAGACGCCAAUAUAGCUCGAGAGGAUCCAGGAUAUCAUAUGAGAGGGGGUUAUUUAAGCGUAAGCGAUGUUCCGUACAGAACCGAAUCCGCCCAUGCUUUCGUGAGGGCGGCCCAAGAAGCAGGUUAUAGUUACGUGGACUAUAACGGAAAGAGACAAAUAGGGGUUUCAUAUGUACAAUCUACAACCAGACAAGGAAAACGACUUUCCGCAGAGGCCGCAUUUUUAAGACCAAUUCGACACAGAAGCAAUCUGAAAAUACUGAAAAACUCCAGGGUUACUAAAAUACUGUUCGAUGAUGGAACAAAAAAAGCAUAUGGUGUUGAAUACAUCAGACAUAGGAAAUAUCAUGUAGCUACUGCCCAAAAAGAAGUCAUUUUAUGUGCAGGCGCUUUAAACUCCCCACAACUGUUGAUGCUGUCCGGUCUGGGUCCGACUAAACAUAUGAAGAAGUUAGGAAUACCUCUGAAACAACACUUACCGGUUGGACAGAAACUCUUUGAUCAUAUCGCAUUCGCUGGACUGAAUUUUUUAUUGAAUGACAGCAUAGUUAUAGAACAAGAAAGAGCGGUAUCUAAUCUGGAUAACUUUGUGCGCAUAAAAUAUGGAGAAGGAGAAUUCACAACAAUUCUUGGAGGCAUGGAAGCGUUAGCGUUUAUGAAAACCAAUAUAUCUACCGAGUCCGAUUCGUCUCAUCCAGACAUUGAACUGUUACUAUUCGGCGGUGGAAUCAGUGCAGAUAAAGGAUCAGUUCUUCCUAUAUUGCUGCACCCAAAAUCGCAUGGCUUCGUGAAACUGAAAUCAACGAACCCGUAUCACUGGCCGAAGUUCUAUACGCGCUUUCUCACCGAUUCUGAAAAUCAAGACAUAAAAACGUUGGUUCAAGCAAUACGUGGGGCACAAAAGAUUUUCAGAAGUCCGUCUCUGCAGAAAUACGGAGCCACCCUAGCUAAUUUGCCAAUACCAGGUUGCCAGAAUUUCAUGUUUGACUCAGAUGACUACUGGACAUGCGCCAUUAGACAAAUUUCAGCAACCAUGGGCGACCAGACUUCCACUUGCAAGAUGGGCCCUCAAAACGAUCGGGAGGCAGUAGUCGAUUCGAAAUUGCAAGUUUACGGCGUUUCGAAUCUACGAGUCGCCGACGCCAGCGUAAUUCCACUACCUCUGGCCGCCCAUACCGCAGCACCAACUUACAUGAUAGGAGAAAAAGCUGCGGAUAUGAUAAAAGGCAAAUGGUUGCAAAAGAGUUGAGCAUUUCUGGUCCAGUGAUGUGAAAACAAGCUUUGAUAAUUGUUUUGAGUUCAUUUUUUUAAUUUAUUGACCUACUUGUAGAGUCUAGUGGAAAAACGAGAUCGGGUUCCAUAUUUUGGCAGAAAUGAGAUUUAAGUGAUAUCUGCUGGUUAGUAACAUGAAGUAUUAACACACCCAACGACAAACGGAAAAAACAAUCGAAUAGGCUUGUUUCGUGCUAUUGAAGACUAUACUGGUUUGCUUAUAGACUGAUCGAGUUAGGGGUAUAUUUUAUUUAUCAAGCCUAAUCGGCCCUAAUACCU